AAUGGGAUGUUUUUAAUCUAGAAAUGAAAAAAUGAUUGAAGAAUAAAUGGAAUAAGCAGCAAUGAAUGAAUAAGAUAAAAGUAUUAAAAUAUAAUAUGUUGUUAGAUAAUGACUUAGAUCUAGUGAGUUGUUCUUGUUCAGAAAGUGUAAUUAGUGAAAAUAAAACUACUAAGAAAGUAUCAAUAGAAGAAUGUCGAAAUUCUUUUAAUAAAAGUAUUGAUUUGAUGGAAGAAGUGAACAAAAAACUAGAAGCAUUUUCAGGAAAUGAUUCAGAUUUAUCAGAUAGUGAAUUAAAUUGAU
This is a messenger RNA of Paramecium pentaurelia, 300 nucleotides long. Lineage: Eukaryota; Ciliophora; Oligohymenophorea; Peniculida; Parameciidae. The record is from the annotation of a GenBank genome assembly.